UGCACCUAGUAAUAACUAAGUUAAAAAUGCUAAGUUAAAAAUGCUGAUUUGAUGAUCACUUCUUAUGCAUCAAUCAAUUUUUUUAUUCAAUGUUAACAUCUUAUGUUACUUCGCAGUUGCAGGGUAAACUAAGGAAAAUGUGAUGCCAGAAGAGAUUACCCUUUCUAAUCUCUCUCUAACUAGCUCAUCAUCUUCUCAAGGAUCUCCAUUUCCUAAUUUAGAAGGAAUGAAUUCACCAUUUUGCGCCGACGAAACAUGUUCCCAGUAUUUGAAAGCAGAGUCAAAGGACUCUCAAUCUAAUAAAAAUGGGAGUGAUUAUUUAGGAAGUAGUGUACAGACUGAUGAAUCUGCACCUAGUAAUAACUUCUGUAGUGAAGUUAGAGAAAGUGAAUUAGUCCCAUCUGAUGAAACUAAAUUCUCUAGUGAAGUGAGAGAAAGUGAAUCGAUACAGUCUAAUAAGACUAAAUUCUCUAAUGAAGUGAGUAAGAGUGAGUCAAUACAGUCUGAUAAGCCUACGCCAAAUCAAGCUCUUGUUGAUGGUGCAUCUCCAUUUGAGUCUGUGAAAGAAGCUGUAACCAAGUUUGAAGGCGUCAUUGAUUGGAAAGCCCGUAAGGUCCAGACUAUGGAGCAUGGUGAUGCAAUUUCGACCAUCAAAUCAGCAAGAGAUGGACUUGAAACACUUAGGCUUGAAUAUGCUUCCCUGCUUAAAGAGAGGGACAUGGCUAUUGAGAAAGCCGAAGAGGCCAUGGCCACAUAUAAUGAGAUUGAGAAAACAGUCCAAGAACUCAUUUCAGAGCUCAUUGCAGUUAAUGAGUCACUUGAAUCAGCUCAUGCUGAACUUUUAGAGAGAGAAGAUAGAAGGAUGGUUGCAUCCAUGGCCAAAGAGCAAGAAUUACUCAAAGGGGAGAUGGAUAUGAAGAUCAAAAACCAGGAGCUGGAGAGGCUCAAAGCCGAAUUAGAAUCAUAUAAGGAAGCCAGAGCUAUGGUAGUGCUUGAAACUUCCUCUGAGAACCAGAUGGGUGAUGCACGAGAAACAUCAAAAGAGGCUCAAACUGAUACUUUUUCAGCCAUGGCCUCAGCUGAUGUGGAAGCGGGAUUAGAAGAAGCUUGGAUAGAUCCAGUUGAAGCCAUGGCCUUGGCUCGGAAGGAGCUCAAUGAAGUAAUGAGCAAUAUCAAGAAGGCCAAAGAUGAGGUACAGUGUCUCAGAGUUGCGGCUUUCUCUCUCAAGAGUGAACUAGAGAGAGAAAAGGCAGCGCUUAUGCAACAGAGAGAAGGCAGGGAAUUGGCCUUAGUGCUCAGAGCUGAAUUAGAUAGAAUCACAUCGGAAACAGAAACGGUUCUAGAGAAAGAGGGAGCGGGUAGACAGAGAAUUGCCGAGCUUCCUAGUGCAAUUCAGAUAGCUGCUUUGGAAGCUGAUCAGGCCAAGUCCUCAGAGCAAUUGGCUCAUGAAGACUUAAUGAGGGUGAGAAAAGAUGCUGAACAAGCUAAAGGUAGCGCAACCACCAUGGAAGCUCGACUCAUAGCAACCAUCAGAGAGAUUGAGGCUUCAAAGGCCUCGGAGAGGCUAGCCCUUGCAGCUAUUGAAGCUCUGGAUGGGAGCUCACAAAAUGGGGUGACUCUCUCUCUAGACCAGUACUUCGAGAUGAGCAAGAGAGCCUAUGAGGCAGAGGAACAAGCGAGUGCAAGGGUGGCUGCUGCUUUUUAUGAGUUGGGUUUGGCAAAAGAGUCUGAGUUGAGGAGUUUAGAGAGGGAAAAGGAAGCAAAGAGAGACUUGGGUUCGAGGAAGGAGGCGUUAUGUAUGGCCGUGCAGAAGAGAGAGAAAGCUAUGGAAGAGAAGUUGGUCAUAGAGGAAGAGCUAAGGAAGUGGAGAACCGAUCAAGAAGAGCUUCGAAGGAUGAGCGGUUCUCCUUCAGUGUUGCAGGUUUUGAUGGGAGAUACCAAGAGCUUGGAUGGAGAUGGUGAUAGUGUCUCCAUUUAUCAGGCAUCAAGCUCGAAGACAUUCAUGUCUGAGAGCGAUGAUCUCGUUAGUACAGGGUCUGAAUUUAGGGAGAAGAAGAGGAAUAAGAAGAAGAAAAAAACAUUCUUCCCUCAAAUCAUUACCUUCUUGGCCAGAAGGAACAGCGGUUGAUGUAAAUGUGGUUUUCAUCCCCCACCACCCCCCCCCC
Amborella trichopoda is the source of this 2165-nucleotide messenger RNA. RefSeq names its product protein WEAK CHLOROPLAST MOVEMENT UNDER BLUE LIGHT-like 1. Gene Ontology annotation, cellular component: cytosol. Gene Ontology annotation, biological process: chloroplast accumulation movement; chloroplast avoidance movement. Lineage: Eukaryota; Viridiplantae; Streptophyta; Magnoliopsida; Amborellales; Amborellaceae. The record is from RefSeq and is a predicted model, not a curated record.